AUGAUGUCUGUCACGGGCAAAAGCAUUGAUUUUGCAGGCAAAAACUUGGUCUCCUGUGGCUGCUCUUCCAAUGCUUCUUUUGAUAGGUACUCGGUCAGGAACUACUCCAAGGUGAAUUCUAAAGGGUGUGGUAGAGACCAUGGAGCUCGUAAAUUGGUUUGUUGUAAGAGGAGGAACACUCAGUGUCGGGUUUCUUCUAUGAAGACUGCAGAGCCUACGGUGAAUGGGGGGACUCAAGCAAUUGAAGGCCUUGCCAAAGGAUUGAACUUGAAGGGUUAUUCAGAAGCCCCUAUUGCCCCAGCUAGGUUCUUUGAAGUGGUUGCUGACGAUUUGCUAACUCUCAAUAAAAAUCUUCAGUCGAUUGUAGGAGCAGAAAACCCAGUUUUAAUGUCUGCAGCUGAACAGAUUUUUAGUGCUGGUGGGAAGAGGAUGAGACCAGCUCUGGUGUUCUUGGUAUCAAGGGCUACUGCAGAGUUGCUUGGCUUGAAGGAACUUACUGCAAAGCAUAGACGUUUGGCAGAGAUAAUUGAAAUGAUUCAUACUGCAAGUUUGAUACAUGAUGAUGUUCUCGAUGAGAGUGACCUUCGACGAGGGAAGAAAACUGUUCAUCAAAUCUUUGGAACUAGAGUUGCAGUGCUGGCUGGAGACUUCAUGUUUGCGCAGUCAUCAUGGUAUCUAGCCAACCUUGAAAAUAUUGAAGUCAUUAAACUUAUCAGCCAGGUGAUCAAAGAUUUUGCAAGUGGGGAAAUAAAGCAAGCCUCAAGUUUGUUUGAUUGUGAUGUUCAACUUGAAGAGUAUCUAAUUAAGAGCUAUUACAAGACAGCAUCCUUGAUUGCUGCCAGCACCAAAGGAGCUGCGAUCUUCAGUGGCGCCGACAGCAGCAUCAGUGAGAAAAUGUAUGAAUAUGGAAGGAAUCUGGGUCUAUCCUUCCAAGUUGUGGAUGACAUAUUGGACUUCACGCAAUCAGCAGAACAACUGGGAAAGCCUUCUGGCAGUGACCUUGCCAAGGGCAACCUGACUGCACCAGUAAUAUUUGCACUGGAGAAAGAACCAAAAUUGAGGGAUAUCAUUGAAUCUGAAUUCAGUGAGGUUGGUUCCCUUGAUGAGGCCCUCAAUCUGGUCAAGAGUUGUGGGGGCAUUGAAAGGGCACAAGAGUUGGCCAGAGAGAAAGCUGAUCUUGCAAUUCAAAGUCUCCAAUGCCUUCCUCAGAGUGUGUUUCGUUUAGCCCUUGAGGAUAUGGUGGCAUAUAACCUUCAACGGAUUGCCUAA
This is a messenger RNA of Sphenostylis stenocarpa, 1269 nucleotides long. Lineage: Eukaryota; Viridiplantae; Streptophyta; Magnoliopsida; Fabales; Fabaceae. The record is from the annotation of a GenBank genome assembly.